Molecule: messenger RNA, 5152 nt
Organism: Neoarius graeffei (lesser salmon catfish)
Lineage: Eukaryota; Metazoa; Chordata; Actinopteri; Siluriformes; Ariidae
Gene: gdap1
Product: ganglioside induced differentiation associated protein 1
Exons: 8
Coding region: 1-1167 (388 amino acids)
Biological process (GO): mitochondrial fusion; mitochondrial fission
Cellular component (GO): mitochondrial outer membrane
Source: RefSeq, a predicted model, not a curated record
AUGGUUGUAACAUAUGAGUUUCUUGAAACUGAGGCACAUAGGAACCAAUCGCAAGUAGGAACUAAAGUUGAGGUGUUGAUAUUUAAAAUGGCGGCUCAGGACGAGCAGGAUUCUCUCCUCCAGGAAGAGGCAGGUGCAGAGAUGCUGAAAGGCAGCGAGGCGAAAAUGGAAAGCCUCAAAACGAAGGAGUCGAAACUGGUUCUGUAUCACUGGACCCAGUCUUUCAGUUCACAGAAGGUGAGGCUGGCCAUAGCAGAAAAGGGUUUGCAGUGUAAGGAAUAUGAUGUGAGCUUGCCCCUGAGUGAACACAACGAGCCAUGGUUCAUGCGUCUGAACCCAGCUGGCGAGGUGCCUGUUCUGGUGCAUGAUGAUCGUGUCAUCUGUGACCCGACUCAGAUCAUGGAUUACUUGGAGGAAACUUUCACUGAUGAGAAAACCCCAAAGCUGAUUCCAGAGACGGGAAGUACAUAUUAUCACAGAGUUCAGCAUUAUCGUGAGCUGCUGGACUCCCUGCCCAUGGACGCUUACACACAUGGCUGCAUUCUCCAUCCUGAGCUCACUGUGGACUCUCACAUCCCGGCCUACGCGAACACGCGCAUCCGCGCACAAAUCGGGAACACAGAAUCUGAGCUGAAGAAACUGGCAGAAGAAAACCCUGAGCUUAAAGAUGCUUAUAUCUCAAAACAGAGACGUCUAAAAACAAAGCUGUUCGAUCAUGACAAUGUGAAAUUCCUGAAGAAGAUUCUGGAUGAGCUGGAGAAAGUUAUGGAUCAGGUGGAGACAGAGCUGCAGAGAAGAGCAGAGGAGACACCAGAGGAAGGAACUCAGCAGUCGUGGUUGUGUGGUGAGUUUUUCAGCAUGGCCGACAUUUCGCUCGCCGUCACGCUCCAUCGGCUUAAGUUCCUCGGCCUCUCGCGUCGUUACUGGGGCAACGGGACGCGGCUCAAUCUGGAGUCGUACUAUGAACGCGUCCUUGCGCGCCCCACGUUCUGCAGGGUCCUCGGACACGUCAACAACAUCCUCAUAUCAGCCGUGUUACCAGCUGCUUUCAGAGUGGCCAAGAAAAGAGCGCCAACCUUCAUAGGCACCACGGUGUUAAUUGGAUUGUUAGGAGGUGCAACGUAUUUCGCGUUUCUUUAUUUGAAAAGGCGAAUGCUUAUGUCCUGAAGUAGCCAUAGUCGGUUUUUCAUGGCCUGAAUUUUUUUUUUUUUAAUUUAAAAUUUUUUUUUAAUUUAACAAAGCCUAUGCAUGUACACUGACUGAGCACUUUAUUAGGAACAUCUGUACACCUACUCGUUCAUGCGAUUAUCUAAUCAGCCAAUCAUGUGGUAGCAGUGCAGUGCAUAAAAUCCUGCAGAUACGGGUCAGCAGCUUGUGUAAUGCAUCUGAUGCAUCAAGCAUCAGAAUGGAGAAAAAUAUGAUCUCCGUGAUUUAGACCAUGGCAUGAUUUUUGGUGCCAGAUGGGUUGAGGCUGCAGUGAGCACAGGCUCAACAAAACUGGACAAGGAGACUGGAAAAAUGUAGCCUGGUCUGAUGGAUUUUGAUUUCUCCUGAGGCACACAGAUGGUAGGGUCAAAAUUUGGCACCAACAGCAUGAAUCCAUGGACACAACCUGCCUUGUGUCGAGAGUCCAGGCUGGUGGAGGUGAUGUAAUGGUGUGGGGAAUGUUUUUUUGCCAUACUUUUGGCUCAUUAAUACUAAUCUAUCAUCACUUGAAUGCCACAGACUAUUUUUGUUGCUGACUCCCUUCAUAGCCGCAAUUUGCCCAUCUUGUAAUGGCUACUUCAGCAUAAUAAUGCACUAUGUCACGAAGCCAAAGUCGUCUCAAACUGGUUUCAUGAACAUGACAGUGCGUUCAUUGUUCUUCAGUGGCCUUCCCAGUCAUCAGAUCUGAAUCCACUAGAACACCUUUGGGAAGUGGUAGAACGGGAGAUUUGCACUGUGAAAGUGCACCUAAAAAUAGUCUGCGGGAUAUGCAAUUCAUAUCAACAUGGACCAGAAUCUUAAAGGAAUGUUUCCAACAUGAUGUUAAAUCCAUGGCAUGAAGAAUUGAGACCCUACCCAGUAUUAGUAUAGUGUUCCUAAUAAAGUGCUUUGUGAGUGUAUACUGCCAUUUCUGGACGAGAGAUGAUGUGUUGAGAUGCCGUGCAGCAAACUAACGUGUAUGUGGCAUUAUCCUGAUUGUAAUAUUCACUCGUUAGUCGUUUAAGUCUUAAUGAUAAAUAUACUUGUUGAGAUACGCACCAUAGACUUGAAUUUUCAUCGAUUUUACAAAAUGUGACCAAAACGAUCAGUUGAGUGUUUUUAUCCAUUUUUCCUCCCCAAUACAAUACAUUUUUUUCAGUUUCUGCUGACAUGUUGGUGAGCUGUUAAAGGUUAACAAUGCUUUGUAAAAUGGUUCUUCAAGCCAACAAGCUGAAAAAGAAAAUCAUUACUUAGAAAUGUGUUGUAGCACUCGGGCAAAAUCUGACCUAUUGACAUCAUGUAAAAAGUUAGCUAUGAAAUAGUGUAAUGGUAUAGAAGUAUUAGAUAGCCCAGACUUAACUAAACUGGUUCAUAUAAGUAGUCUAAGGGUGUAUUCAGACCAGGAUAGUUCGAUAGUUCACUUGCUUUGGUCCGAACCAAAUUUUUUUUUUUUUUCAUUUUGGUGCGGUUCGCUUUCACACUGUACAUUUUAGUAAGCGGACCAAAAUCUGUCAACAAAGCCACGCGCCCUGAGGUCGUUCAGCUAUUGGUCAGAGACGACACGUGCACAAAGCGUUAAGUUCAAAAGUAGUCACGGAGGAUAGCGCUGAUGAGCGCACAUCAUGUUGUGACAGUUCUGGCUCUUCACGCAAGUCGCUAGUACUGCCACUUUUUGAAAGAAUGUCCCUGAUUUUAAUGUAGGUCUGAUGGAGUUUCUUCACUUUUAGCCGACAUUGUUCUGGGGAGCGCGUGAACCCCUUCUCCUUCAUUUUCUCACUGAAUACAGCAAACACGUCGGCAUUUUUGUGUGUUCUCUCCAAAAGCUCAGAUAUGUGGACAUCUGCCCAUAUAUCCACAAGGGUGCACGUUUCUUCCUCGGCCCACGUUUGCCCCCUACUCAUUUUUUGUACUCUGUAGUCUAGCCUACCACUGGUCUGAAUGACUGAACGACUGUUGUAAGGUUCCCUUGACAACCGAAACAGUGUUUGCACUUUGCGGUGGAGUGUCAAGCCUCUGUUUCCCAUAAUGCUCGACAAACGACGGAAGCUCACGAGGUACAAAAAAGCAAAACUGUCGGAUUAGGUCCGGUCUGCUUUCACACCUCCAAAAGGUCCGCACCAGGGUUCCUUUGGUCCGGACCGAGUCCGACCUUGCAGCUCGGUCUCGGUCCGCUUGUUUGGUCCGGACCAGAGUUCGGUGGUUUGUAUUCAGACCAACCCAAAAGGUCCGGACCAAGGGAAAUUUUGGUCGUUUGGUCCGGACCAAACAACGUAGGUGUGAAUACGCCCUAAGUUAGUAUGCUGAUGUUUGCAGGAAGCAUUGGUUAGUUAACUUGACUAGCUAGCUAGCAAACAUGGCUAAUAAGCAUCAGGAGUAACCUUUAGGUAGUAGGAAGUUUUAACUUCCGUACAAGUGAGUGGUCAGAUUUGAAGCUUAAAUAAAGAUCAGUCCUUAGUGUGGUCAGGGUCACAGUCUUUUAAAUUAAGCUACUAGUUUGUUUAUUACAGAGCUCCCCACGUGCAUUGCAUGUGGAGCAGAGCCCUAUACUUCAGAGAAUGCAUCGACCUGAUUUUUGAUGGCUUGACCAUACGACGUCUUUGCAUACAAAAUGUACCACCACAGGGAACCCGAUUGUAAGUGCAAGGCAACGUAUCACAUAAACACUUGACUACUGGACAAUGAAAUUUGUAUCUUUAUUUACAUAAGACAGAUGGGUUUUUAUCCAGCGCUUAUUUUUAAUUUGCCUUUUCAGAAAAUAACGUGGGAUUAUUUACUAAUACAUUUUAUGGAUAAUACUCAUGACAGUUUCAUAUAAAACAAGUUAAAACAGUUUUAUUAGUCCACUAGCUUGUUGGACAGUUGACAGUUUCUGUCAUGUAAGUGCAGGAAGAGUUUUAUUGAAAGCAUGCUAGAAAACCAAUCCAAAACAUCGACAAAGGCAGAGUCAAAAAAACAGGCAGUGGUGGAGUGAGGCACAGACAGGAUAUCGGAGGUAAUACAAUACUGAAAUUCUAAAAACACAAACGGGGUCAAGACCAGAAAACUGAUACAAAGUACAAGGCUUGGUAACGUUAGACACAGGGUACAGAAUGUAUACUUCACAAAGUCUGUGUGAGAGUCCUUAGAUGUUUGUGCUGUGAUUGCGCUCUAAUCAGGAACAGCUGCAUGGUAAUUAGUUCUAAUGGCACUGCGUGCAUGUUGUCAUCUGCGGCUGCUCGCUCCUAUUAUUCCAAUCAGGUUGAUUUUGUGCCCUUGCAAAUAUUUUGCUCAUACACUCUUCAGGACCUCUGCUUUUAGGCACUGCCUCAAUAUCUAUAUUAUACUGGGAAAUGGACAUAACUAAAUUCAUUCAUCUGCAAGUACAAAUAAAAAUAAUGAUGAAAACGGUGUUAAAAACAGUCCAACACAUCUCUCGAGUGAUAGCUGAGGUUGAGGAACUGUCAGAACCAGAAUUCACACAGUCUCGUGUUUGUGAUGUUUUCAUUAUAGCGAUGAUACACAAGCAUUUGCAAUACUUUGUGACGUAUUCAUCAAAGCAAUGUGUGUCCGUGGCGAUGAGAUUAUUUACGUCUCAUACUCAGGAUAUUGUCUGGAAAAUACAGUGAUUGUGAAAAUAUAUGCAUAUUAAGCACUUUCUUUUUUGUAAUUUAUGUAUAUAAGGUGAUAAACACCCUCUUUAUUGUCCUGAAUUUUCCACAGCAACUAAUUCAGAGCAUGUGACAGGAAAUUGGGGAAUUAUCUUGGAUUGAAACCGUAAUAUCAGCACAUUCCUGCUCAUGGGAGGUUGCUUUAUCUCAUUACUGCUUUGGUUUAUUUAGUGAAGCUAUGCAUUUAAUUAGGCUUGCAUUCUGUAUCAGACAACAGUGAACCCCAGAGUCAGAUAAAACACUUGGCAUUCCUUUAACUGUGCUGUAUGGAACUGUCUGAAAACUGUCCUAUACUAUAAUUAAAUGACUGUUUGGCAGUG